UUACUGCUAUGUAUUAAUUCAGUGCAGACGGAGGGCUUUACGUUUUACAAAUGUUUCUAAAGACGUGUGGUGCUUUGAUUUUUUAAACUGUUUGCAACUUCCAAAAAUAUAUAUUCAAAAACGACCACAUUCUUUAAUUUCCCUUUAAAUUACGUAAACCAAAUCUUGUACUAGGGACAUAACGGUAUUUAAAUCUAAAACCACGACUGUACGGAGAUAAACAGCUUUUAAAUAAUAAUAACUGUGUUUUAAUGUCCAAACUUUGGGAUCUAUAGCAGGAAAAAUUAGGAAACACAUAUUUGUUUAUUUGCUUUGCUGAGGACAUCCCUUUAAGGUCCUGCCGGGAGGGGUCCUUCGUCUCCAUGGCAACGCAGUGUACACAGAGAGCGCCAGUGGGUCAGGACUAUCCCAGCCGGCGAUACAGGGAUUAAUCUCAUGUUCGGCAUGUCGGUGCAGAAAGACUGCAAGUUGCCUCCUUUGCCUGUGUCAGAAAGACAAGGAUUGCCUGUAAACUGUCCUGGAGGGAGCGAGAAGCCUGUCAGGAAGAGCCGACAGCAAAGCGAUGAGAUCGGAAGCCUUUUCACCCUGAAGACAGCACACGGUGCUGGAGCCACUGGCUUCCUCUCCACAUGGCCUGCCCACGUGUCCUCACAGAUAGUCCACCAAGGACACAGACAACCACCCGGCAGUGAGAACAGAAUUCGUGGAUGUGGCGAGGAGCUCUCGGGUUUGGUCUCCAAGCCACGUUUCCUGGAACAGCUGGAGAGCUACUUGCGGAGGGAGCUGCAGGCGCUGGACUCCAGCCAGCUCGACGCACCGGAGCGCAGGCUGCAGGCAUACCAGGAAGUGUUUCAGUAUUUCAUCGAAGAUUUAAAAACUUACAAGCCACUGCUUUCUGCCAUCAAGAAUGAAUAUGAGAUUGCAUUAGCCCAUCUGAGAGAGCAGAUCCGUACCCUGGAGCCCCUGAAGGGGAUGCUGGUGGUGGUGUCAGAGCAGUGUGACCAGCGGGUCCUAGCCCUGCGUGAGGAGGAGAGAGCGGAGGUCAAGGCCCUCAAACAGGAGAAGAGCCAUUUGCUGAUGAUCAUCGACAAUAUGAAUGAGAGCAAGAACGCACUACAAGCACAGGUGUCCCGGCUGCAGGAGGACCUGGCAGCUCAGUACCUGCUGUAUCGGGAGGAGAGUGAUGCCCGCAAGCUCCUGGUGAACGACAUCAGCAACAUGAGGUACCUGCAAGAAGAGCACAAGAGCCCUGAGCAAGAAGUGGAGGAGCAGGAGGACGCCGUGCGGGUGCGCCUGGCGCUGAAAGUGGCACGGGAGGACCUGACCCGCCUGCAGGUGGAGCUGAACCGCAUGCAGGCCGAGUAUGGGGACGUCGUGCCCCGGCGGGACUGGGAGAGCCUGGACAGGAAGCACAGGGACACCUUAGGCAAGAUGGAGAUGCUGCAGAAGGACUUCAGUCAGAUGAAGCAGGAGUACGACACGCUGCUGGAGGUGCACCGGCAGCUGGCGGAGCAGAGAGAGGGCCUGCAGGCAGAGCUGGAGCGCUUCAGAGGCAGCUCCACGCCGCGGCCGCGCUGGGAGAAGUGUGCAGAUGUGGUGUCAGGGGGCAGUGAGCGCUGGGCACAGCUGACGGAGGGCCAGUCCAGUGACCAGCUGGUGGACAUUCUUCUGGAGGAGCUGAGAGGAGGACCAGCCAAAGAAAAGGAUUUCUUUGAUGGGCUGGGUACAGGAGAGGAUGUCCCUGUGUACUUGCGCUAUGAGGGACAGAUCAGGAACUUGAAACUCAAGAAAUCGGAGAUAGUGAACACAAUCAAAGAAGUCUGGAAAGACAAAGUCCUUGAGGAUGAGCAGAAAGAGGAGAGGCAGAACCUGGCGGAGUUUCUCCACUCCUUCCUCGAGAAACGGCAUGUGGACGGUGCCACGGAGUGGGCUUACAGCCUGGUGGAGGGAUGCAGGCGACACCAGGAUGACGACUUCAUCAGCCUUUUCUUCAGCAUCCUCCUGGGAAAGGUGGAUGAGAGUGUGUACCAUGGACAGAUUCACCUACUGUCUCACCUGCUGAAGGAGCUAAUCCACAGUGACGCUGCAGAGAGCAGCACUCUGACCAUGCAAGAGUUCAGUGAUGCAUUACGAAGAGCCUUCCCCCUGAAGAUGGAGGCACAGAUUGAGGAGCUGAUACAGGCUGCACAGGCCCAGCUAGGGAGCACCUUCACCUAUCAGGCUUUGUUCACUGAGGAUGCAGAAGGAAAACCUGGACCUUUCCUAAAGCUGGUGAAAAAACAGGCGAAUGCAGAGAAGCACAAGUACCUCACUGAACUGAGAGCUCAGCUGGGCAGCAAAGAACAGGUUGAGGUUGCGGACCUGAAGACAGCGUUUCAAAGCAUCGACCCCUCGCUGGAUUCCCAGAUACUCGACCGCUAUCUGUCCGUGGCCUUCCAGACGCGGAGCGAUCGCCUAGAACAGGCUGCCCCCGUGGACACAGACUCUGCUCUGCAACGCCUCCUGGCAGCUCAUGUCAAGAGGGCAGGUCCUCUGCCCCCACAGGACUGAGCCACUGCCAUUUGUUUUAUGGUGUCACGUAACUUGAUCCAUUAUAUUAUGUUUUUUCCCCAUAUUAAAUACUUUGCCCGAUUAUCAAGAAGGUAAUUCCUAUUCAGUAAAAUACCCACCAGAAUUGGCAAUAGUUGGACAUCUAAUGCUUUUCUGUAUUCCAACCCCUUAUUAAAUGAUGCAGCCACCUGCCAAAAAUACUCCACCAAGGUGUUUGGCAUUGUUAAGUUUAAAUUAAAUGCAUGAAUGUAAUAAUUA
Molecule: messenger RNA, 2808 nt
Organism: Lepisosteus oculatus (spotted gar)
Lineage: Eukaryota; Metazoa; Chordata; Actinopteri; Semionotiformes; Lepisosteidae
Gene: tsnaxip1
Product: translin-associated factor X interacting protein 1
Cellular component (GO): cytoplasm
Source: RefSeq, a predicted model, not a curated record